Bombina bombina (fire-bellied toad) is the source of this 1946-nucleotide messenger RNA. RefSeq names its product cytochrome P450 2D15. The transcript is spliced from 10 exons. Gene Ontology annotation, cellular component: intracellular membrane-bounded organelle; cytoplasm. The record is from RefSeq and is a predicted model, not a curated record. Gene Ontology annotation, molecular function: iron ion binding; oxidoreductase activity, acting on paired donors, with incorporation or reduction of molecular oxygen, reduced flavin or flavoprotein as one donor, and incorporation of one atom of oxygen; heme binding. Gene Ontology annotation, biological process: arachidonate metabolic process; xenobiotic metabolic process. Bases 134 to 1666 code for a protein of 510 amino acids. NCBI's taxonomy places the organism in Eukaryota, Metazoa, Chordata, Amphibia, Anura, Bombinatoridae.
GGCGGAAACAUCAGCUAUGCCUGAUCUGUUUGGUUACAAUUUUAGCUGAGACUUAACAGAAGAGAGACCAGCUUGAGACAAGUACAGCAGCAAGACACCCACUGCUCAGCAGGAAUCAAAAAGAGGUUACAUCAUGAGGCAGAUCUCUGAUGCCUGGCCAGGUCUCUCUGCAUCUGUAUACAAUGUCCUUGUUCUGGGUGUCAUCUUCACCACAUGUCUUCUUCUGCUGGACUUCAUGAAGCGCAGGAAGCCCUGGACUCACUACCCCCCAGGCCCAACUCCAAUGCCCUUUGUGGGAAACUUGCUGCAGAUUGACUUUGGCAACCCCCAUACCUCACUGACUCAAAUGAGUAAGAAGUUUGGGGAUGUGUACAGCCUGCAGUACUUCUGGAAGAACUUGGUCAUAUUAAAUGGUUUCCAAACCAUGAAGGAAGCUCUGAUCCAAAAAUCUGAGGACAUCGCUGACCGGCCAAGUUUUCCCAUCUAUGAACAUCUUGGAUAUACAGGUGAUUCCAAAGGUCUUCUGAUAGUCAAGUACGGCAAAUCCUGGAAGGAGCAGAGAAGAUUUACGCUGACUACACUCAGAAAUUUUGGAAUGGGCAAAAAUUCCCUGGAGGACAGAGUCACAGAAGAAGCACAAUAUCUGUGCACUGAGUUCCAGGCUAAGAAAGGUCUCUUUGACCCUCGUUUCAUCAUCAACAACGCAGUAAGUAACGUCAUCUGCUCCAUUGCUUUUGGGGACCGGUUCCAGUAUGACGAUGAAAAAUUCCAGCGUCUUCUCCGUCUGUUUGAGCUAACACUGAAGGAGGAAUCAGGGUUCCUGGCUCAGGUUCUGAAUGAGGUUCCCUGGUUAUUGAAUGUUCCUGGAAUGGCUGACAGAGUUCUUGCUCAUGAAACAGAGAUUAUCCGCUUUCUGGAGGAUAUGGUGGCGGCUCAUCGUGAGAGCUGGGAUCCCAACUGUGUCAGAGACUUUAUAGAUGCAUAUCUGCUGGAGCUGGAAAAAGUGAAAGACACUGACAGCAGCAUUAACGAGGUGAAUCUGCUACUGACCACGUAUGACCUAUUCACAGCUGGUACUGAAACCACCUCCACCACCCUGAGGUGGGCACUUCUAUUCAUGCUCCUCUACCCAGAAGUGCAGGAGAAAGUUCAUGAGGAAAUAGACAGAGUGAUUGGACGAAGCAGACGACCUACAAUGGCUGACAUACUUAGUAUGCCGUACACCAACGCUGUCAUCCAUGAAGUCCAGCGCCGGGGGGAUAUUGUCCCCCUAGCAUUGCCACAUAUGGCCUAUAGGGACACAGAGAUUGGAGGAUAUUUUAUACCCAAGGGAACAACCAUUAUCACCAAUCUGUCCUCGGUACUGAGGGACGAGAGAGUCUGGGAGAAGCCGCUGCAGUUUUACCCGGAGCAUUUCCUGGAUAAAGGCGGCAAGUUUGUAAAACCUGAAGCUUUCAUGGCGUUCUCUGCAGGACGACGCGUUUGUCUGGGGGAGCAGUUAGCCCGGAUGGAGCUUUUCCUGUUUUUCACGUCUCUCAUGCAAAAUCUGAAGUUUGAGGUCCCCAGUAAUCAGCCACAGCCUCGAGAGGACCCCUUGUACGCGUUUACCCUCAGCCCGUACCCUUAUGAAAUGUGUGCAUUGCCUAGAGCAGGUCCACUCAGCUAGUGACCCAACGCCACACCAGCGCAGUGACAAACCGCGAGAAUUGUGCCUUUGUGUCACUGCACAAUGUGUUCUGCUUUUGUCUCAUGCUGGCUACAAACAGAAUUAAACCAAAUUAAACAUACUAAUAUGGAAACACACAAAUAUACGUAAGUGCACAAGAAAGAUGCAGAGGUGUCCAAACCUUUUGUAUGGAGGGCUGGGAUUGGCUGGGGACACAGUACGUUAUACUCACACAUUAAAGAUCAUUCUCAGAAUAAAAUGACUUUAUAGUCAGAUUUAA